Molecule: messenger RNA, 330 nt
Organism: Metarhizium acridum CQMa 102
Lineage: Eukaryota; Fungi; Ascomycota; Sordariomycetes; Hypocreales; Clavicipitaceae
Product: DNA-directed RNA polymerase III complex subunit Rpc25
Biological process (GO): transcription initiation at RNA polymerase III promoter; DNA-templated transcription
Cellular component (GO): RNA polymerase III complex
Source: RefSeq, a predicted model, not a curated record
AUGCUCGGCAGGAUACGGAGCUCUACGCCUGCGGGCAUUAACUUGAGGACGGAUUUCUUUGACGACAUUUUCAUUCCCUUUGAGGAGCUGCCACAGGGUGCGGAGUAUAAUCAUAGUGAGCAGCUUUGGAUCUGGAACCUGGAAGAUGAUAGGCUGUUUUACGAUAAUCACGAAAUGGUCCGUUUUCAAGUCAUUGACGAGGAGUGGCAUGACCAGACGCCGGCUGGACCAACGCAAGGCGAAGAAGCUCCAGCCAAGACGCCUUACAGGAUCAAGGGCAGUAUGGCCCGUGAAGGCCUUGGUGCGUGUCUGUGGUGGGAUGGCGCAUAA